This is a messenger RNA of Vanderwaltozyma polyspora DSM 70294, 3837 nucleotides long. It is a transcript of the gene TOF1, whose product is annotated as Tof1p. Bases 1 to 3837 code for a protein of 1278 amino acids. Gene Ontology annotation, biological process: replication fork arrest; DNA replication checkpoint signaling; DNA repair. Gene Ontology annotation, cellular component: replication fork protection complex. The transcript has a single exon. Lineage: Eukaryota; Fungi; Ascomycota; Saccharomycetes; Saccharomycetales; Saccharomycetaceae. The record is from RefSeq and is a predicted model, not a curated record. Gene Ontology annotation, molecular function: DNA binding.
AUGGAACAGGAUGCAGAGGUUGUAGCCCCACAAACUAUUUUAAGAGCCAGAAUUGCUCUAUUGUCAACUGCCAUUGGUGGUCCUGAUUAUAAUUCGAAGUUAGUUCCUCCACCUUACAAGUUAGGUGAUGAUUGUUUAGCUUGUUUGAAAGAUUUGAAAAGAUGGUUUAAACUAGUGGAUGAUCAACAAAAUAGAUGGGAUGUUGCAAUGGCAACUGCAGAAUACAAGAUUCUAGUCGAUGACUUAUUACCUAUACUAAUUGAUUGGGAAAAUAAAUGUUCACUGGCUGCAAAACUAAACAAACAAAGUGGUGGUUCAGGGAAUGAAACUGUUAGUCAAAAUAAUCAUUUUAAAAAUAAAGCUUAUCAUGAUAAAAUUGCGUUGAAUUGUCUUCAGCUAUUGGUUUUAAUGACCUGGCCUUUAGUAUUAACUGAUCAAUCCACUUCAGAUCAAGUAAAUUUUUAUUCAGAUUUAAAGAAACAUCAACUUAUAUAUAAAAAGGCAAUUCUCACAAUGGAGAAUGGUAAAACGUUAAAAGCGGUUUUGAGAUUAGCAUUUGACGUAAUAAAGCUAGAUCGUUUACACAGAACAGCAAGAGAUAACAUGGUGCUGAAAUUAGUACUGCACUUUUUUAGAAACGUAAUAGCGAUAGAACCUGGAGAAUUGACCAUUACAACGAAAAAACGUUCAAAUAAAGGUAUAAACACAACUGAUACUUUACCACCAAAUAUAUCUUUAGACGAUAUUUCUUUAGAUGCAACUAUAAAUUCUUUCCAUAGGAAUAAAGUAUUCAAUCUAUUCUUGACAAUGGGUAGCUCUAUCUCAACAGAAUUCGAUCAAGAUUUCAUUAACCUUCCUCUAUUAGAAAUUAUGUUUUAUUUAACCAAAGAUGUGAACCAAACUAAAUUAUUAACUACAGGCAAGAGAGAUAAUAAAGACUUGAAUGAAAAAGAUAAUGAUAGGAAUGACAACAGACAUUUAACCAUAACUGGCGUGGAAUUAUCAGAUUUAUUAAAAAAAGAACACCAAUUAAAGAAACAUAUGAUACAGAACACAUCAUCUAGACAUUCAAGAUUUGGUGCCUUGUUAUCAAUUAAAACUCCUGAUAAUGGAAGAUUAACAGUUUCAGGUGGCCAAAGUUUACAUAACGAUGGUAUGGCAUUACAAAAAUUAGACAAUAGGAAAAAAUGGAAUAAAAGAGUAAUGCAAGAUAGAGACAACCUGAUUAUCGAGGGUUUACCUAAUAACCUAUUAAACUCAAAUUCAAAUGCAGCAGUUCUUCAUGAACAAACAAGGAAACACUUCAGAAAGUUUGUUGAAUAUUUCAUUGAUUCAAGUUUUGACAAUUUACUAAAAAGUAUCACAAACCAUUUUACUACCGAACAAGAUAGAAUGGUGAGCUUAGAACAGAUUGAAUAUUUGCUCUUCUUUUCAUGGUUUGUAAAGUUUCAAAGGCUUCGAUGCCAGAUUAAUAAAGAUUCUAAAUUAUCUGAUAUAUCUUCUGUCUACAAUGAAACAUCAUUCAUCCUGAUGUGCUCUUUACUAAGAUCCAGUUAUGACGAGAAGAAUUGGAUUGUACUUCACGCAUCUAUGAUUGCUUUUAAUGAAUUUUUGAUCUUUACUUAUGAUUCAAAAGAUUCUGAUGACGUUGAGGAAAUAGAAUACAUUUUAAGUCGAUUAUUCAGUGAUGAUAGGAUCCAAUUGUUAACAAAUUUACCAAAAAUUGCAUCAAAACAUUCUGUAAACUUCAUGAAAGCUGCCAUUACAUUAACACAUUCAGUAUUAAAGACACUACAAGAAUACUCAGAAGAUGAGAAUGGAUUGGUUGUUGAAGGUAAAAAGAGAAGGAAAAAGAAAUCUAAUAACUUUGCCACUGAAGAUAUUCAAAAUGCAAUGGAAACUUAUGACAUUGGAAGGGAUGAAGCACUGGAAAUGUUAUCAUCCUCUACUGCGUCAGUCCAAGUAAAUUUUAAAAGAGUCCAGAAUAGUUACAUGACAGAAUCAGUCAUGGAUACUUAUGUUAAAUUUUUGGAAAGAUUUAGAGAAUUGGACGAUGACAGUAUCAAAAAAGUAUUUUCUUUCUUUUAUAGAGUUUCAGUUGAUGCAAGAGAAGAGUCAUUACUAUUUAGAAUUGAUCUAAUAAUUUUAUUACGUGAUUUAUUGUCCAAUGAUGGGGUACCAAGGAUGUAUAAGUCUAGAAAACAUAUUGAUAAUUUUACGGAAUAUCUAUUGUCUAAAUUAAAGAAAAGACUUAAGGAAUCUCCAGCUUGGUAUGUGGCAAUCCUAUUUCCAUCAUUACAUGAUUCCGAGGUUGGAUAUUAUCAAAAGUAUUGUGAAAAGAGACAAUCAAAGAAAGAUACGUUCCAUGGUGCCCCUCCAAGUUACUUCAGAUCAAUUCCAGAUCAAGAAAGUUUAGAACCUGCUGCACUUAAAGAUAUACAUGUUGGUAUUUUAGUAUCAACAUUAAUCGAUGAUGGUAAGCUCGAAUUAAUAGAGAAGUUAGUACAAAAUCUCUCUAAAACUAUUGAUAUAUUUAAGUCUUGGAUUUCAGUUAAUGUAAACGAUGGAAACGAUUUACAGAAUCCACCAAAUGAAAUUUUCAAUUCUAAUGACGAUAACUUAAAAGAAGCUUUAAUAUUAGAUAAAGAUUUCAGGGCUCUUUUACAAUUAGUUGGGUAUAAGAUUCCAUUAAAUAGAGAAGAUACUUGCUACCUUCCUGGAGAUUUAGAUGUUGUACAAUUAUCCGAAUAUUUAUCCAUGAUAGAGAAGUACAUGUCAACUCCAUUCCAAACUCCAAAUGGCCAACCUUCAUCUUCAUAUUUAGUUAGGCCAAAAGCAAACAGGCAAUUCAACAAUAUCGAUGAUGAAGAUGGUUGGUUAUCUAACGAAGAAUAUGAUUACAACGAAGAUGGCAUUGUUCGUGAUGAAGAUGCCGAUGCAAAUGAAGACAAUGAUUACUUUAAGGAUCUAGAUUCUAUGAAAGAGAGGACAGAAGGAAGAAAUAUGAGUAAAGGUUUAGCAAAGUCAAAGAAGAAAUCUAAAUCAAAGAAGAAAACAUCAAAAAGUAAUUUACCAUCAUUUGAUAUCGACAAUGAUGAUACGACAGGUAGGAAGAAACAUAGAUUGACAAUUUCAAGCAAAGAAUUUAUUAGUGAUUCUGAGGAUGAAAAUGAUGAUAUAAAUCCAAUCUUUUUUGAGAAUGAGAUGUACAUGAGGUGGCUAUUAGACAAACAUAAUGGCCAACUUCCUGAAGAGAAGUUUGCAUUAUUUGGGAAGUUUACAAGCGAAAGAAUUGCAAAUUCAGGAUCCAUCAUAAAUGAUUAUUCGUCACUUUUCGGAGGUGCUAUACCUGAUAUAAGCUCCAUCGGUAACAAUCAGAAUUCGUCCACACAACCAGACAGGUCAUUAAUUUCAUUUUCAAAUAAAAUUGAUACACCGCCUGUUAGGACAGAAAAUAGUCAAUUAAGUAAUGAUGAAAACAUUACAAAAAUGAUGCCAGAAAUGAAUAAUAAAGAUUCGUCUGACGAAGAAAUUGAAGAUUUAUCUAACUUGGACACCGACCUUUCUGACGACGAUGUAAAUAAUUCUGAUGAUAACUCCUCUUUAAGUUCAAAUGAGGAUACAGAGGCAACUGAAAUUACACGAACAGAUAGAACUAGUAUCGAAACUUCAGUAACGGAACAAGACAUGAAUGACAAUCUUGUCACUGGGAAACUAAUCUCCAAAAGAUCACAUGAGAGGAACUAUUCCGAUGAUGAGGAGUCAAUGGAAGACAUAUCCAUUCCUAGAAAGAAGGCAAGAAUCCUAAUGGAUGUAGACGAUGACGAUGAUGAGUAA